Molecule: messenger RNA, 5775 nt
Organism: Passer domesticus (house sparrow)
Lineage: Eukaryota; Metazoa; Chordata; Aves; Passeriformes; Passeridae
Product: trichohyalin-like
Exons: 2
Coding region: 1-5775 (1924 amino acids)
Biological process (GO): regulation of phosphatidylinositol 3-kinase/protein kinase B signal transduction; positive regulation of cell cycle G1/S phase transition; cellular response to cytokine stimulus
Cellular component (GO): cytoplasm
Molecular function (GO): transition metal ion binding; calcium ion binding; calcium-dependent protein binding
Source: RefSeq, a predicted model, not a curated record
AUGUCCCCGUUCUUGGACAGCAUCGCCACCAUCGUCGGCGUCUUCCAGCAGCACGCCCGGGGAGAUGGGGACGGCUCCGGGCUCAGCCGCAGGAGGAUGAGGGAGCUCAUCCAGAGGGAAUUUGCAGAUUCCCUGGUGAAGCCACACGACCCUCAGACCAUCGAGAAGAUCCUGCAGUUCCUGGAGUGGGAUGGGGACGGGGACAUCGACUUUAACGAGUUCCUUCUCCUGGUGUUCCGCGUGGCCAAGUGCUGCUUCUGGUUCCAGCCAAGGGCCCCGUUCCUGGUGCAGAGGACAAAGCUCCCAACCGGAGGAAAAUCCCUCCGGGAGCCAGAAUUCAGGAGCAGAGGGAGCCGCCGGCAGCUCCAGGAGGAGGAACAAACCUGGGAGAGGAAUCGUGAAGCUGAGCUGCAAGGAGACCUCAGGGUUGGGGAGGUGGAAAUCUCAGAGGAAACAAGGAGGGAUCAGCAGGAACGUGGCACGCGGAGCAGGAAGGAUGUGGAACCACGCGGGGAGCCGAUCCCUCGGGAAUACCGGGAACGGAGCCAGGAGCCGCGCGAGCAGCGGGAGAGCCGGAGAAGGCGGCAGCCCCCGGAGCCAGACAGACAGGAGGGAGACAGGAGAGACCGGGAGGGGCUCCGGGAGGAAGAGCUGGCAGACGUGAGGACGGGCAGGCAACGCCGAGAACCCCAACCACGGCCGGACCGGUGGAGCCGCCAGGAGCCAGGGCGUGAUGAAAGAACCCAGCGGCCACGAGGAGCAGAUGGAGAAGGUGACAAUCGGCCACGGGAACCCGAAUUGCUCCGGGAAGAGAGGAGCCGUCACCGCCGGCGUGAGCUGGAACAAAGAGAGCUGGAAGGGAGAAGCUGCCGGGCGGCUGAGCUGGAAUGUCCGGAGUCCAGGCGGCCACACCAGUCAUACCUGGAGGAACCGUUAGAGAUCGACCUCGGGGAAUGUGGGAGAGCAGAGCCCGAGGAACGUGGCUACGGACGGAGAACAAAGCAGGAACGAGAGCUGGAAUCUGUGGAAAGAGAAAGGGAGAUCCGGGAGGAGCAGGAGAGGGAAGAAAGAGAUGACCCCAGAAGAAAAGGGAGAAUGAGAGAGAGGAGGGUGGAUCAGGAACGGGAACUGGAGGUGGACGUGUCAGAGCUGCGCACACGGGAGAGACGAGAGCGUGACGUUCGUGAGAUUGAAAAUGAUGGAAGGAGACAGAGAGAAACAGUGAGGUACGAAAGGGAGAGAGAGAUCUCAGUGGCAGCAGCAGAAGCCGAUGUCAAAGUGCGCCGUGAGAUCCGGGAACGAGGUGAGGAACUGAGAAGGAGAGAGCAUCCCUGUGAGGAUGAGGAGGAAGCAGAACCACAGAGGAGAAUUUCCCGGGUUAGAGAGAGGGAAGAGGCUGUUAGGGAGAGGAGAAUCAACCGUGAACAAGAGCUGGAGGUGUCUGAGCGCCGGACGCGGGACAGGGAGGAUGAAGUGGCCACAAUCGGCCGGAGAGACACACAGGAGAGGCAGGAAAUUCAUGAGAUUCGUGAAAUUAAAGCUGAUGCAAGAAGACAAAGAGAGUCAGAGAGAUACAAGAGGGAGAGAGAGAUCUCAGUAGCAGAAGCAGAAGCCGACAUCAAAGUGCGCCGUGAGAUCCGGGAACGAGGUGAGGAGCUGAGAAGGAGGGAAUGUCCCCGUGAGGGUGGAGAAGACCGAAGAAUUUGCCCCAGAAGAGACAGGGAAGAGCCCCUGAGGGAGAGGAGAAUCAACCAAGAACGAGAACUGGAGGUGUCUGGGCGCCGGACACGGGAAAGGGAAGAAGAAGUGGCCAGAGUCAGCCAGGGAGAGACACGGGAGAGACGAGAGCACGACAUUGACAUUCGUGAGAUUCAUGAUGAUGGAAGCAGAGAGCGAGAAUCAGUGAGGUUUGAAAGGGGGAGAGAGAUCUCAGUGGCAGCAGCAGAAGCCGAUGUCAAAGUGCGCCGAGAGAUCCGGGAACGAGGUGAGGAGCUGAGACGGAGAGAACGUCCCUGUGCGGAUGAGGAGGAAGCAGAACCAGAGAGGAGAAUCUCCCGGGUUAGAGAAGAGGCCAUCAGGGAGAGGAGAAUCGAUCGGCAACGGGAGCUGGAGGUGUCUGAGCGCCGCACACGGGAAAGGGAGGAAGAAGUGGCUGUCAUUGGCCAGAGAGAGACACGGGACAGACGAGAGCGUGACAUUCGUGAGGCUGAAGAUGAUGACAGGAGACAAAGAGAACCAGUGAGGUACGAGAGGGAGAGAGAGACCUCAGUGGAAGCAGCAGAAGCUGAUGUCAAAGUGCGCCGUGAGAUCCAGGAACAGGAACCACGAGAGGAGCUGAGAAGGAGAGAACGUCCCCGUGAGCAGGAGGAGGAAGCAGAACCAGAGAGGAGAAUUUCUCGUGUCAGAGAGAGGGAAGAGGCCGCGAGGGAGAGGAGAAUCGAUCGGCAACGGGAGCUGGAGGUGUCUGAGCGCCGCACACGGGAAAGGGAAGAAGUGACCAGAGUCGGCCGGAGAGAGACACGGGAGAGACGAGAGCGCGACAUUCAUGAGGCUGAAGAUGAUGCCAGGAGGGAACAUGAAGUGUAUGACAGGAGAAGAGAGAUCUCACUGGCAGCAGCAGAAGCCGACGUCAAAGUGCGCCGAGAGAUCCGGGAACGAGGUGAGGAGCUGAGAAGGAGAGAACGUCCCCGUGAGCGGGAGGAGGAAGCAGAACCAGAGAGGAGAAUUUCCCGGGUUAGAGAAGAGGUUGUGAGGGAGAGGAGAAUCAAUCGGCAACGGGAGCUGGAGCUGGAGGGCUCUGAGCGUCGCACACGGGAAAGGGAAGAAGUGGCUCUCGUUGGCCAGAGAGAGACACGGGACAGACGAGAGCGAGACAUUCGUGAGGAUGAAGAUGAUGACAGGAGACAAAGAGAACCAGUGAGGUACGAGAGGGAAAGAGAGAUCUCAGUGGCAGCAGCAGAAGCCGACAUCAAAGUGCGCCGAGAGAUCCGGGAACGAGGUGAGGAGCUGAGAAGGAGAGAACGUCCCCGUGAUGAUGAGGAGGAAGCAGAACCAGAGAGAAGAAUCUCCCGGGUUAGAGAGAGGGAAGAGGCCAUGAGGGAGAGGAGAAUUGAUCGACAACGGGAGCUGGAGGGCUCUGAGUGCCGCACACGGGAAAGGGAAGAAGUGGCUCUCGUUGGCCGGAGAGAGACACGGGAGAGACGAGAGCGUGACAUUCGUGAGGCUGAAGAUGAUGACAGGAGACAAAGAGAACCAGUGAGGUACGAGAGGGAGAGAGAGACCUCAGUGGCAGCAGCGGAAGCUGACAUCAAAGUGCGCCGAGAGAUCCGGGAACGAGGUGAGGAGCUGAGAAGGAGAGAACGUCCCCGUGAGCGGGAGGAGGAAGCAGAACCAGAGAGGAGAAUCUCCCGGGUCAGAGAGAGGGAAGAGGCCGUCAGGGAGAGGAGAAUCGAUCGGCAACGGGAGCUGGAGGUGUCUGAGCGCCGCACACGGGAAAGGGAGGAAGAAGUGGCUGUCAUUGGCCGGAGAGAGACACGGGACAGACGAGAGCGUGACAUUCGUGAGGCUGAAAUAGAUGCCAGGAGAGAACAAGUAGUGUAUGACAGGAUAAGAGAGAUCUCAGUGGAAGCAGCGGAAGCCGACGUCAAAGUGCGCCGAGAGAUCCGGGAACGAGGUGAGGAGCUGAGAAGGAGAGAACGUCCCUGUGAGCGGGAGGAGGAAGCAGAACCAGAGAGGAGAAUCUCCCGGGUUAGAGAAGAGGCCGUCAGGGAGAGGAGAAUCGAUCGGCAACGAGAGCUGGAGCUGGAGGGCUCUGAGAGCCGCACACGGGAAAGAGAGGAAGAAGUGGCUCUCGUUGGCCAGAGAGAGACACGGGACAGACGAGACCGUGACAUUCGGGAGAUUGAAGAUGACGGCCAGAGACAAAGAGAACCAGUGAGGUACGAGAGGGAGAGAGAGAUCUCAGUGGAAGCAGCAGAAGCUGAUGUCAAAGUGCGCCGUGAGAUCCGGGAACAGGAACCACGAGAGGAGCUGAGAAGGAGAGAACGUCCCUGUGAGCGGGAGGAGGAAGCAGAACCAGAGAGGAGAAUUUCUCGUGUCAGAGAGAGGGAAGAGGCCGCAAGGGAGAGGAGAAUCGAUCGGCAACGGGAGCUGGAGCUGGAGGGCUCUGAGCGCCGCACACGGGAAAGGGAGGAAGAAGUGGCCAGAGUCAGUCGGAGAGAGACACGGGACAGACGAGAGCGUGACAUUCGUGAGGCUGAAGAUGAUGCCAGGAGGGAACAAGAAGUGUAUGACAGGAGAAGAGAGAUCUCAGUGGAAGCAGUGGAAGCCGACAUCAAAGUGCGCCGAGAGAUCCGGGAACGAGGUGAGGAGCUGAGAAGGAGAGAACGUCCCUGUGAGCGGGAGGAGGAAGCAGAACCAGAGAGGAGAAUCUCCCGGGUUAGAGAGAGGGAAGAGGCCCUGAGAGAGAGGAGAAUCGAUCGGCAACGGGAGCUGGAGGGCUCUGAGCGCCGCACACGGGAAAGAGAGGAAGAAGUGGCUGUCAUUGGCUGGAGAGAAACACAGGACAGACGAGAGCGUGACAUUCGUGAGGCUGAAAUAGAUGCCAGGAGGGAACAAGAUGUGUAUGACAGGAUAAGAGAGAUCUCAGUGGCAGCAGCAGAAGCUGAUGUCAAAGUGCGCCGUGAGAUCCGGGAACGAAGUGAGGAGCUGCGACGGAGAGAACGUCCCUGUGAUGAUGAGGAGGAAGCAGAACCAGAGAGGAGAAUCUCCCGGGUCAGAGAGAGGGAAGAGGCCACGAGGGAGAGGAGAAUCAACCGUGAACGGAAGCUGGAGAUCUCUGAGCGCCGCAGCCGCCAGACACGGGACAGGGAGGCAGAAGUGACCAUCACUGACCAGAGGGAAGCACGUGAUGAGAUCAGGCUGGAGGUCCUGGAGGAAGAAGAUGAGGAGGAGCUGGAGCAGGGCCAGUGCCGGUACCAGACCCUGGACGUGGACACCGGCGAUCUCUGCCCCCCAGGACAGGAGGUGCCCGUCAGUGACCUGAGGGUCCGGUACCGCCCUGCUGACCCCGAUGUCCGGCCCGAGGUCCGGCUGCUCCCCGAGCCCGUGGAGCCUCAGACCGUCGCCUACUUGGUGCACGUGAUCCAGAACCUGGAGGACCCCAAGUCUGCCACCUACGAGAUCGUGUGCCGCCAGCCCGGCCAGCAGGGCCAGCCCGUGCGCGUCCGGACCUGCUCCGUGUCCCCACGGCCACCAAGCGACCGCCGGGGCCACCCCGAGGCACCGACAUCCAAACGCCAGGAAAACCGCGAGGGUCUGGAUGAGCCCCGGGAAAGACCUGGAAAAGAGGUGAAGGAUGGAGCCCUCCGGGAUUCCGCUGAGCCGGAGGCUGUGAAAGGCGAGCGGGUGAAAUCCAAGGAGAUCCGGAGGCGCCCCGAGAUCCCUGAGGUGGAGCAGGAUCAGCCCCAGGGUGAGGAGCCCCAGAAGGUCCCACGGGAGCCCGGAUCCGGCUGCCAGCGGAGAGAGCGCGAGGACAGCGAGGCCAAGAGCUGCAUCCCCCCGGAAUGCCGGGAUGCGGAGCGGAGAGACCCCGGAGAGACCCACAGAGAGGGAAUCCAGGAGGGUCAGGAGGCUCCUGAGGAGGAGGAACCCAGCAAGAGGAGCCCCCGGGAACCCGGCAAUUCCCAGCUGUCUCGGGAAGGUGGCACCAAGCAGGGCCAGGAGCCCCCGCAGGAGGCCCCGAGCCGCCCCAGGGAUGAAUCCAAGACAUCCUGA